UAUAUUUUAUUUAUAAACAGGUUGUAGGGGACGAUUUAAUGCUAGGACAGUUUAUUUUUAUUUAGGAUUACUGACAUUUUUAAAUUUACUAUUGUAAACGUGUAUUAAUCAUGAAAACAGUGUGUAUUGGGCCAGGAAAACCUUGAGGAGGGGCGAACGGAGAAAGAAGAAGAGUGCUCAUUGAGAUGACCAUAAGACAGGAUGACCAAAGGCGAGCAUGGUCCAAUAUUGAAGACUUUCUAUAGUCAAACCCGACAAAACCGCUGUCCCCGUGAGACGUAAUCUGUGGUUAUAGUAGACCUGAAAUUAACAACAUCUUACACAUACACGAAGAACGAACUGUGAAAUAGGGUUUAUAACUUGAUAAUGGGGAUACAUGAAGAAAAAGGAAUGGCUAAUUAUUGUUUUCAAUUACGGACGUUAUUUCUAAAAGAAUAAAAUGAGUGGUAGUACUGUGGUGGAAGAUCCGGGAAUUCCACUAGUAGACCGCCGGAAUGGGAAAUAUAAUAAAUACGUGCAAGACGACAGCCAGAACGGAAGUCAUGCAGAUCUAUCAGCACUGGGGCCUCCUGGGAAAUUUGAUAAUAUUAGUUAUCGACUAAGUCGACGAAAGUUACUGAUCAAACGACGUCGGAUUUGUGUGAAUAUAGAAUGCACACUGGCCUUGAUAGGGGUCAUUGUCAUGUUAGUAGAAAAUGAACUUAUAUUUGCACACAAGAUAACAAAAGCAGAUGCAGUAUCUAUAAUUUUAAAGAGCGGUGUAUCCGUAUCGACCCUCUUACUUUUAAUGGCUGUAAUUGGAUACCACGCGAUUGGCAUACAACUGCACAUGACCGACAAUAGUCUAGAAGACUGGCGACUAGCAGUUAACUUUCCCUUUACAUUUUUGAAAAUCUUAAUCGAGCUGAUGGUAUGUGCUAUUCAUCCAAUCCCAGGCAAUAUAACAACACACGUGACCGAUCCUAAAAGUGAAGGUCAUGAUGUUUCUAUAGAUGCUAUUUUAUCAAUUCUCAUGCUGAUGAGAUUUUAUUUAGUAGGGAAAUUUCUGGUGGUGCACAGUCGACUUCUUACUAAUACAGCUACACAGAGUCUGGGGGCAUUAAACAAAGUCAAGAUCAAUACAGUUUUUAUUUUCAAAGCGUUAAUGUCCACUAUGCCAGGUACGAUCCUUAUAUUUAUCAUGAUUGCAAUUCUACUCUCUAGCACGUGGGCAAUGCGCACCUGCGAAAUCUACUACCAUCCUGAUCCAGAGCAUUCAACAUUCUUCAACUGCAUGUGGAUGAUAGCCAUUACAUUUUUAACCGUUGGAUAUGGUGAUAUUUACCCCAACUCUUACUGUGGUAGAUUUGUCGCUGUAUCGACUGGUUUAAUGGGCGUUGGAACAACUGCGCUGUUAGUGGCUGUCCUAGCUCAGAAAUUAGAACAAUCUAGAGCUGAAAAAUACGUACACAAUUUUGUUUAUAGAGCUCAGUUAGAUAAAGAAAGAAAACACGCGGCGUCUGAUGUUAUUAAAUACGUCAUACAGUUAUGGCGAAUGAAAAAACAUAGCGAAGUCAGCGACAGAAAGAGAAUUCGAUUACAUGGAAAACUGUUGCAAGCUAUUUCCAAUAUGAGAGAGGCUAAAAAUGAGAAAUCAUCUAUUGGCGAGAGUGCUAUAGGUGUUAUAGAAAUAUCCAAAUCUGUCAAUGACGUCUAUGAAAUCGUGGAAAAAAUGGAGGAUACGAAUAAAGAAUUGAAAGAUCAAGUUAACAAUAUGGAAUCUAAACUUUCAGAUAUGUCAACUAAAAUGGACGCCUUAUAUACAGCCAUGAUGAGAAAAUGAUAAAGUUAGCUGAUGGAUAAGGGAUUGUAACUCAUUGCAUUAGGAUCAUCAACAUAUUCAUCUCAUAUUCAUACAUAUCUCACCAAAUACCAUUCAGGUAAAAUAUAACAUGCAUCAACUCAAAUGGCCAAAAAUUAAAUCGCCAUUCUAUUUCCUGUAAAAAGAACAAUUAUUUGUCAAGUGGGAAAUAUAUAAUUCCUUUUUUGAUAUAGAAACUUUGAAAACCUUGUAAUCGAAAUGAACUGUUUCAUAAUACUUUCCAGUUGUGAAAGUAGAACUACGUACGGUUUAAAAAUUUCAACUUAAAAUUAUUUGGAAGGAAGGAAGAGGGAAACCAAUUUGCAGUUCUAGACCUGAAAUGAAUAAUGGAAGAAGGCUUUAAUCACAAAUAUCUGUUUAUUCUAUCAAAUUAUAUAGCGGACAUUUAAUUUAUCUUCCUUCGAUGCACCGGUAUAAGUGAAUCAUUUUAGGUAUAUAUUCAUCACCAAGUUGGGAUCCUCAUUAUAAUGGUAUGUACUGAUCACAGAGUCAUUUAGUCUGGAUAAAUAUCAUUGGGACAUCAACACGAAGCAUGGACUUAUUGACCACAAAAUUAGUUACUUUAUAGACCACAAGGAGAAGUCAAAACAUAUGGACGACAAAGAGGAGUCGGGAAUUAUCGCCCAUAAAUAGAUUUCGAAACUUAUCGACCACAAAAAAUUGUAAUCUUAUCAACCACAAAAAGUAGUCGGAACUCAUCGACGAUAAAGUGUAGUCGGUACUCAUCGACGACAAAUGAAUGUCAAAACUUAUCGACGACAAAUAGUAGUCGCGACUUAUCGACAACAAAUAUAUGUCGGAACUUAUCGACCACACAGAGUAUUCGGUAAUUGUCGACCACAAAGAGUAGUCGGAACUUAUCGACCACACAGAGUAGGCGGACAUUGUCGAUCAAAAAGAGAAGCCUGGACUUAUCGACCACAUAGAGUAGUCGGGACUUAUCGAUAGCAAAAUAAUGUCGAAACUAAUUGACCACAAAGAGUCGUCCGGAUCUAUCGACCAUACAGAUGACGGUAUUUACUUCUUUAGCACUUCAGCAUUAUAAUGAUUGAGCUUCCGAGUUCUAAUCAACAUAGCUCUACUUAAUAUCGGUGAAGGAUAGAUAUAGAACUGGAUAAUGCGGGUAGAAUUUGUAGUGAAAGAUAAAUAUGCGACAAAAACAUUGAACUUAUCCAACAGGUAUUUACACACGAUGGCUUUCUUUUCUUUAAAAAAAAAUGGCCAUCACAUAUGGUUUCUUGUAUGCAACAGAAAGAUUAACAUGAAGUAAAGUCAUUUUAAAAAAUAAAUUAAAUUUUUAAGUGUUAAUAGAAAGGGAAAAACACAAGUAUCAUUUUAUAUACCAGUAUUACAAAUAAAGACAGUGACCUGUGUUUUGAUUUACCAAUUUUUAUUUUUAUUCAAUUUAAUACAAAUCAACAAAUCAAUCCAAAACAUUUAUAUUUUGUAUAAUCCAUUCUUUGUUCACUAACACUAACAGGCUUUUUUUUUAUAAAUUCAAAUGCUCGUAUUGUUGACGACACCAAGUCGAUAUUUACUUUUAAAUUAAUUUUUUUUUUUUUUAAAGAUGUCACAAAUUAAAUCUUGCUGGAAAUUUUUUAAAGUAGUGCCGUCCUUUAAAAUUUAACCUUGUAAUAAAAAUAAAUAUGUAAUUGAAUUGUUUAAAAGCUAUACAGAAAAUCAUCCUUUUUUAAAAAUUAUUUGCCAACCAAAUACUCUGUGAAACCAAUCCUCCCUAUAUGAAAAAUAUUGUGUGAUAUAUUUAUAUCAUAGGAUUACUGUCUGCGGAUUAAUUCUAGGUUUAGUCAAUUAACAUAGAGCCUUUAUAUAUGAUAUAAAACUGUUGUCAUUGUAGAAAUUGUAUUGUCUUUUUAUGACCAGUAUUUAUUUGGCAAUCAUUGCAAAUUAUGCUACAGUUAAAACUUUUUUGUCACUGUGGUAAUGGCAAUUUAUUGUUACUGGUUUUGUUUACAGUAAUGGAUGAUUUACCGCUAUAUUAAAUAUAUAAUUAGUAUUCUGAUAUAAUGUUACAUUGUUGCAUAUAGUUCUGAAUGUAUGUAAUUAGACUGGAUAUUGUACAUGCUAUGUAACAUUCUGCGGAAGACAAAUCAACGUAUAUAUAAUUUAAAAGUAAAACCUUUGAUUUUGUAUGUUUUCAUAUGUCUAUAUCACCCUGCUCUUCUCUACAUCAAAUUGCAUUGUGACGUUAAAUAUGCUUGUCCAAAACCCAGAUUUAUUUCCGACGUCAAAAUAAUUGACACAACCUUAUCAAGUUUACUUCCUGUUUGCAUGUAAAGCAAAGAUAAACUAUUGUUUAUAUCAUGAAAUACACUAGAUAUAAUCCCCCACAAUAACGAUUUUCCGACUUUCAUCUUUUUGGUAUUGUAAUAUAUUAGCUGCUCGACACAUUUUGAAUCUCUUUUGAGCUUUUCUAUGAGCUUAAUUCGCCGUUUCAGAAUCUAAAGCAUCAUGGGUAAUUUCAUUGUUCGUACCCCAAAGAGAAAAUAACGUUACGUCAUUGGUUGAAGAAUUUCCAUUGUUUAUAACGUUUUAAACCAAUCAAAACGCUUUGGUGUACGCUUUUGAAAAUAUUACCCAGGAUGCAUUAGAUUCUGAAACGGCGAAUUUGUUAUAUGCUGCUGAUAUGUUACAGUAUCAGUUGCAGAUAACUUUUUAUUCGAUAAAAGUAGUAUGGGGUAUAAACAAAUAAUGAGUGAAUAAUACCUCGUCACAACGCUCAUCAUAUCACCCUUUCUCUAAAAAUAUCUUACAAGUUAUAGAUCAACCAGCUCGUUUUCAAGCUACGUCAGGGAAUAAAUUCCUCCUGUCUUAUAAAAAUGCAGUCUUCAUUAAAAAAAUCUGGACCUAUUGUUCUCUGCUAUUUUAUGGUGGAAGUUUUCCAUACCUCAUUAACACAAUAAUAAGAUAUAAAUUCAAAAAAAUCUACAGUUUUGUUAGGCAAAAUUGUUCCUUUAAUAUUGUAGCUUAGGCAUGUCUGAAAAAAUAAUUUGUUUGGUCAUAAUUAUGUCUUGUGUCUGGAAAAUCAGGGACCACAUGAAAUCUUUUAAGUUUAAGCUAUGCUGGACUGUUAAGUUUGUGUUCUUUAAUUCGUGGUAUGUACAUUUGUAUGUAAAUUACUGUGUAUUAUAGUUUGUUGGUUAUUAUGCUCAAAUGGUCACAUAAAUGUUAAAAAUGAAUAAAAUUGAAAACAUUUUA
Mytilus trossulus (common blue mussel) is the source of this 5077-nucleotide messenger RNA. RefSeq names its product small conductance calcium-activated potassium channel protein 2-like. The transcript is spliced from 3 exons. The coding region runs from base 440 to 1822 and encodes 460 amino acids. Gene Ontology annotation, biological process: potassium ion transmembrane transport. Gene Ontology annotation, molecular function: small conductance calcium-activated potassium channel activity; calmodulin binding. NCBI's taxonomy places the organism in Eukaryota, Metazoa, Mollusca, Bivalvia, Mytilida, Mytilidae. Gene Ontology annotation, cellular component: neuronal cell body; neuron projection; plasma membrane. The record is from RefSeq and is a predicted model, not a curated record.